Molecule: messenger RNA, 5626 nt
Organism: Xenopus laevis (African clawed frog)
Lineage: Eukaryota; Metazoa; Chordata; Amphibia; Anura; Pipidae
Gene: lmtk3.L
Product: lemur tyrosine kinase 3 L homeolog
Exons: 16
Coding region: 422-5329 (1635 amino acids)
Source: RefSeq, a predicted model, not a curated record
CUACCCAUCACAUAGGAGGGGGGGUCUUGCAACAUACAGAGAAGAAAAAUACCCAUCUGAGCCUCAUCAUAUUUUUUUAUACAUACAUAGAUAUUAUUUUUAUAACUCAGACGCGCGCCUAUGCCUAUAUAAAUAUGAUCAUGUGUAUUUAUAUAUCAUAGAGUGGGUUCUUCUUUAUUCAGUAUUAACACUGAAUAACAGCAUCACGUUUUCCCCAGAUAAGCGGCAAGGAUUUUGCUGGUAGCCUCUGUGCCUACACUCUUGCUUGUGGCUAUUUUUUUCUGGAUAUUCUUCAGACAAUCUGGGCUUUGCCCCCCUACACGCCAUUAGACCUGGGACUCUGCAUUCUGCAAUGCUUUCAUGCCAAUGGGGAUGCAGCAGAGUCUGAUCUCUCCAGAGCUACAGAAUUUGCCUCCCUAAGAUGCUCAGACUGGACCCCUUAUUUAUCCUGGUGGUUUCCAUGUCGUAUUUCAAUCCUGAAAAGGCCUUGGCAGCCCCGGCAGAAAAUGAUGGAUCCUCUCAAGGGCGUGUUCCUCUUGCUCCACCAUACGCCGUGGUCCUUAUUUCCUGCUCAGGACUCUUGGCCUUCAUCUUCCUGCUACUCACAUGCCUCUGUUGCAAGAAAGGAGAUGUGGGAUUUAAGGAAUUUGAGAAUCCUGAUGGAGAGGAGUUUUCAGGAGAAUACACCCCACCAGCUGAAGAGACCUCCUCUUCACAGUCCAUCCCUGAUGUAUACAUUCUGCCUCUGUCAGAGGUCUCUUUGCCCGUUCCCAAUACACAAGCCCCUAAAACAGUGAAGCAAACGGGCUUUAGCCGCCAGGAUCUCAGCUAUCUCCAGGAGAUUGGCAACGGAUGGUUUGGAAAGGUGAUCCUGGGUGAGAUUUUCUCUGACUAUACCCCAGCCCAAGUGGUAGUAAAGGAGUUACGGGUUAAUGCCAGCCCUCUGGAACAAAGGAAGUUCCUGUCAGAAGCGCAGCCCUACAGAAGCCUUCAACAUUCCAACAUUCUCCAGUGCCUGGGGCUAUGCACAGAGACGAUCCCCUUCCUGCUGAUCAUGGAAUUCUGCCAACUGGGAGACUUAAAGAGAUAUCUGAGGGCCCAGCGCAAGGCAGAUGGCAUGACCCCUGACCUCCUUACCUGUGACCUUACCACAUUGCAAAGAAUGGCCUAUGAGAUAACGUUGGGACUCAUGCACCUUCAUAAAAAUAACUACAUACACAGUGACCUGGCCCUGAGAAACUGUCUCCUCACCUCUGACCUCACCAUCCGUAUUGGGGAUUAUGGUAUCUCCCACAACAAUUACAAGGAGGAUUAUUACAUCACUCCAGAUCGACUCUGGAUCCCAUUGCGAUGGGUUGCUCCAGAACUCCUCGAUGAAGUUCAUGGGAACCUGGUUGUUGUUGAUCAAAGCAAGGAAAGCAACGUCUGGUCCUUAGGUGUGACUAUAUGGGAGCUCUUUGAAUUUGGAAGCCAGCCAUAUCGCCACCUAUCCGAUGAGGAGGUGCUGACCUUUGUGAUCAAAGAACAACAAAUGAAGCUGGCGAAACCUCGACUGAAGUUGCCUCACUCAGAUUACUGGUACGAGGUGAUGCAGUCCUGCUGGUUAUCUGCUGAACAAAGGCCAUCUGUGGAAGAGCUUCAUCUGCAGCUCACAUAUCUAUUAAAUGAAUGCUCCAAUCAGACAGAAGAGAGUUUUGAGUGGCGCUGGAAUGCACUUAAGUCAACCAAAACAUCAGAGGGCCCAUUACGCCACUCUGAAGAGAUUUCUGCUUUCCCCCUGCUUGAUAAUUUUAAUGGGGGUGAUGGAUUUCAUGCUGACAUGGAUGAUAUAUUGACUGUAACAGAGAGCAGCCGAGGUCUCAAUUUUGAGUACAUGUGGGAGAAAGCCCGUCUAGGAAGAUGGAAGGCCACCUCUCAGUGUCAAAAUUAUCCACCCAGUAAUGGGUUGACUGUGCCAGCUAAUCCCUUUUAUGAAUCCAACCAUCAGCACUCACGCCAGAGUUUAGAGACUCCCAGUGUGGUUCCCGUAAUCAGUGCUCGUAGUCCUUCAGUCAGUAGUGAAUAUUAUAUUCGUUUGGAAGAACAUACAGAUAGAGGUAACAAUGUAGACUGUACUGUUUGUGCACCUAGUCCAAUAUAUGAGAGAAAAUAUGACCUACAAGAGCCAAGAACCCUCCAUCAACGUUUAACCAUUGGGAGCCCAGCCUCUCCUAUUGAACCACUUUUUCCAUCUGACUGGGAUCCACUUGAAAGUGGUAGAACCAGUCCAGAUGAUCCACCUGCUCAUUUGAUUUUACAUGAAGUUCCUAAGCUUAUUGAUAGAUGGACACCAAGUAACAAUAACCCUUUUAUUACUGUGGGUAGAGAAUUGCCUCGUUAUGUGAAUCCUUUCCGAGGUCCUGUAGACAGAGACUUAUCAAGGCAAGUACAGGAAACGUCUUUAAUAGAACCAAUGCCAGACGUGUUUUCGCCGGACUCUAUUCUGAAUGUUUAUCGAGACAUUGAAGAUCACAGAAGGAGCUGGGAUUCCGAUACAAUGGAAGAAAGAGGAGCAGGGGAAACACUGGCGGGAGAUCCAGAAUCUCUGGCUGAAUUUUUAGAUGACCGUGCAUCCCCAUGGGAUUGUGAGCCUUCUCUGAUGGAAGAUCAGAGUUCAGAUAGUAGCAGUAGUAGCACAGACAACAGCAAUCACCGAAAUAUGCCUUCCUGUCCCUUAUGCAGCAGGGGGGUUAUGGGUGGUCUACAGAGGUGCUCUUGUGCUAUGCUACGAGGUGAUGUUGUGAUUGAUUGGACAACACAUGUUGCAAUGCAUCAGGACCACUAUUGUCUUGACGAUGACUCGUCUUUAAAAGUUGAACAAGGUUCUCUAUCCGAAUGCUCUAUUCCCACUCGAGCCUUUGGGGAUGGUGAUCUCUUUACAGGACCUUUUGGUGAUAGCCUUUGUCCUUCAGAAAGCCAGGAAUUUUAUGACCCUCUUAUGGGAGCAGCUGUUAAAAGUUAUGACAUUCAAGACUACUGUAAUCGUAGUCAAGUAAAGGCCUAUGAAUCUCUACAGAAGAGUGUCUCGAAUCAUCCCCCAUCUCCUUUUAUUGGAAUAUCAAAUUCAAUGGCUAAUUGCAGUGUCAUUGUGCCUAUUGAAAUACCACCCCUUUCCACUCUUGCCGAAAGCAUAGAAGAAGAAGAAACCAUCGAAAUUUCAACUGAUGUUAUAAAAAGGUUCCCAGUUACCCAAAAAACAUUUGCAAUAGAAAAAAAAUCACAAAAUGAAUCAAGAGCAACAUUGGACUCUGUUGAUUCAUUGGAUAUCCCCUCCAACACCAGCUCAUCAGAUGUAUGUAGUCCCAGCUCUCAUUACUCAUCCCCUGGUCAGAAGUUUGGAGACAGUGGUUAUGAAACAGAGAAUGCCUUUUCUCCUGAGUUUAUUUUGAAGGACAUAAAAGAAGAAGAAGACCUCAAACAUGUAAAGCUACCUUUAACUCCAAUAUCUGAAUCUACAAGUGAUCUGACACUAACAGAGGAUUCAUCUGAAGCACAUGCAACACCUGAGGAAGAGGAUUCACUUCGGAAUUUAGAGAUGGGGACACCACAUCGAGAUUCUGCCUAUUUUUCUGACUAUGAUAAUGAAUGUGAAAAACACAGUAGAGCUGCUCAACAAAACCUUAAUGAUGAAAGUCACAAUGGAUUUUCCAAAGAAGAAAAGAUAACAGUUUCAGUAUUAGUAGAAAAGAAUGAUUUAAACCAAGAAGAAGGUCCAGCCUCUAAAGAUAACAAAGCAAAUAUAGACAUUACAGAGACUCCCCGUGAAAAAGACUGCAGCCUAUCAUCAAUGGAUGAUAUUUUAGUGGAUUCUAAAAAGGAAACGUUGAAUUGCAAUGGAGAGUUAACCAUGUGUCCAAAAGAUAAUGUCCCAAACCAUCUUGUUACUGAAAACACAAACACGCCAUAUGACGAAAAAAAUGAAAAACAUACUAUAAACAUCAAUCAGAGGAAUGAAGAGGACAAUGCGCUGAAAAAACAGCCAGAAAGUGGAUUUGUUGUUCAGGUUUGCAAAGAACAGCUACUUGUCUCCUUGAGGGAAAAUGUAACUCGAAAUGUACUUUCUACCUUUGAAUCUUCUGAUAUAGUAAAUUCAUGUGUGUUGAAAGACCAGGCCGUGUUAAAAUUAUGGUCAUUGGAGACAACUGCAAACACAUUGAAGGAAAGUUCAUUGAAAAAUGAAAUCAUGUGUAAAGAGCCAUCUGAACAACAGGAAGAGAGUAAUCCCCACAUCAGUGGUUAUACGAAUAACAUGGAGUCAACUUAUGAAUGCGGCAACAAGGAACUAAUGGACAUUAUCAAAGAAGAGCCUGAAGAGCCUGAUGACCCUGUUCAGGAACAACAUGAGGCAGCAACUAGACCAGACGAUGAAAAGGCAGAAAUCAAGCAGGAAACUGUUUCUGAAACCAGUGUAGAUAUGCAAGAACAGCCUGUUGAAAACUGCCAAGAAAAACAAGAUGGAAACCCUCACAGUGAAACAAAAGUACAUGCACAUGAACAAUCAAAGCUUUUCCUAGAUUUCGGUUCAACAAGUACAGGAACUGAAGCUAUAAAAGCUAAGGUUGCCAGGCUUUCAUUAUCCCUUCCGCCUCUUAACCUGCAAGCAUUUCAGAGUCCUACAGGAUGCAAGACUUUUUGGGAUAACAGUGAGGAAAAUUCAAGGGAUUCACCACAGAACAAGGAAGAGGAUGAGGAAGAGGAUGUGUUUGGCUUUCAAGACGAGCAUAGAACAGGCUCAGAAUUUGAUGGGGAUAUGGCUGGGGUCCCCAUUGUUGUAUCGGAGACAGAGGAUGGGCACAACUUACGAAGUUUGCUGAAAUCUCCCAAAUCAGCAGAUGAGUUUGACGACGAUCUUGAUCGGAAAAGGAAAAUGGUGUCGUUUUUCGAUGAUGUGACUGUUUAUCUAUUUGACCAGGAGACACCGACGAAUGAACUGAGUAAUCAGAGUGCUGCAGAGAGUGAUGAGAUUUCACACAACCCCAACGAGGACCCGACCCUUGAUAGUUUUUCACCAUCUGAUGGUUUCAGUGGAAGUUUUGAGUGGGAUGAUGAUUUUCCACUGAUGACCCAGAAUUCCUCAUUUAUUCCCAUGGCAACAGAGGGAGCCGCACUGAAGUCUCAGAUAAAUCUCACCUCGCCGCCUCCUCCUCCUUCAACAUUUCAAGGGAAACGGGUGGACGCUUCCCUGACGGACACUCUCCGAUUCACGCGUUUUACUGUUUCCCCCGCUGUAGAUCCACAUCCAGUACUUGAAACAGAUGUGGCGCCCUCUGCAGGUACUAUUGAAAACUAAAGGUGAUGGCAAAUCCCAGUCUGAUAUCCAUUAUACCAGCACACCCCUAUUUCUGUGGCCUCCACAUAAAGUAAUUGCUUGUUCAACUCUGGAUCAAGUCACAAACAAGAAAUAUAUAUAAUAAUCAAACAGGACCAGCAAGGCCUAGGCGAGGCAUAAGGGGAUUCCAGACAUUGAAUGAAGAUGCUGGAGAUACAUAUGGAUAUUCUCAGUCCCUAAUGAUCACUACUAGGAAAUGAGCUCCUCAUAGAUAAAGCAUGGAAGACCUUUACAUCAUGCAGAUUUUACAGGGAAUAU